AUGAAGUGGACGCCUACGCUCACAUAUUGGCUCCUCACCGAAACCACCAUCAUUGGGGCAAUCGCCGCACCUUCUCAGUAUCGGCAUCCCUCUUUCUUUUUCAUUCUCUCCCUCAUAUGCUAUCAAGUAUUUUUCACUAAGAUCGACAUUGGCGGCGAGCUCAUGGCGGAGUGUGGAAUCGGGAUUCGACUCUUCGCCCAGCUCGUAUCUACAUCCUAUUACCUCCUGCUAAACGACGCCCAGCGCGACCUACGAAUCAUAGGAGAUAAGGAGGACAUCGCCCUCAAACCAUUCGCCUCUAGAUUAUGGUGGGCCGCUCAUCUGUACUUCAAUCCCCGCGCUGUGGGCUGGUCACACGAAGCACGAGGAAAGCUUCCGUCUCGUCCUACAGAGAAGACUGCACUUUCCUUCACUAUUUCUCAACUCUCGUUCGUCGCACGAUGCUUCCUCCUCUACACCGUCGCCGUCUAUCUAUCCCAUCAGAACCCGUAUUUCAACCGACACGGAGACUCGUCAGAUAUCACUGGCUUCGCCCGUCUCUGGCAAUUGGGAACCGUUCUAUACUUCAUCAUGGUAUCCCUUGGCCUAUCCAUCCAAUACACGUAUCUCAGCAUAGUUUGGGUUGCCUUGGGACUCUCGAAGCCGAAAGACUGGCCUCGGCUCUUCGGUUCGCCGGCCGAUAUGUAUACGAUCCGCCGAUUCUGGGGUGUUGGAUGGCAUCAAAUGUUCCGCGGUGGUUUCAGCGCCCACGCUGAUUUCUUUGCGAAAGCGUUUGAUCUACCACAGAAGAGUAGAUUUACCACUUACUUCAAGCUAAUCGUCGUCUUCUCCAUCUCCGCGUGCAUGCAUCACCUCGCCGACGUCGGGAUUUUCCACAAUUGGACGAAAUCGGGAGCUAUUCCGUUUUUCCUCCUUCAAGCUGUUGGGAUCAUGUUCGAAGAUGCCCUGUUGGCGAUGGCACGAAGGAUUGGGUUGAAAGAGUCGCCGUUCACGAGGUUACUGGGAUACGGGUGGGUGCUGGCGUGGUUUGGGUUCAGCAUGCCUCGGUGGAUCAACCCAAUCGUUCCCAUCGGGUACAUCGACGAAUUGUGUGGGUUUGGAUUCAACCAUGACGCACUUCACCAAAUUAUCGCGGACACAUGGAGACGCGGGACAUUGCUUAGGGCGUUCAAACACGCGGCGUCAUUCAAUAGGUGGGUCCCUUCGGUUUUGCUAUCUCGCACUUGA
Molecule: messenger RNA, 1227 nt
Organism: Cyclocybe aegerita
Lineage: Eukaryota; Fungi; Basidiomycota; Agaricomycetes; Agaricales; Hemipholiotaceae
Source: the annotation of a GenBank genome assembly